Molecule: messenger RNA, 1110 nt
Organism: Cryptosporidium ubiquitum
Lineage: Eukaryota; Apicomplexa; Conoidasida; Eucoccidiorida; Cryptosporidiidae
Exons: 1
Coding region: 1-1110 (369 amino acids)
Source: RefSeq, a predicted model, not a curated record
AUGAAUAAACUAAAGAUAGCAUUAUUCUCAUUGCAACCCAAAAAAACCAUUAUUUCUAUUUGUGAACAUAUAGGUUUGUUUAAAAAUUCUGCCCUUCAAGUAGAUUUGGUGAAAGAUAUCCUAAACUGUGAAAUUUUAAAGAAAUACCCACUUUCUUUAAUAUAUCAAAAAAGUAUAAUAUGUGAAAUAAUAAAGAGUAUUGAAAGUGAUGGUGGCGAAGUUUCCGAUGAAUUGUAUAUUUAUUUGUCUCAAUUAAUGGGUUCGAUUCAAUAUAAUCUGCCUUCUCAUAUUGUAUUAACACUCCCCAAUAAUCUAUCUAUUAUUGACCAGCACAACUCAAAUUUAGGCAAUUUUAGAAAUUUUGUAUUUGGUUUUAAAGAGUGUAAUUUGGUUGGAAUGAGGCCUUGGUCUGCUGCAUAUCGUCUCGUUGAAUGGUUAGUUCAUUCUUCAAAACUUGAAAGGAACGUUGCUAAUUCCGACAUCAUUGAACUUGGUAGUGGAAUUGGCAUUUCUAGUAUUAUACCAUUUUCGGUUUUGCCGAUAAAAAGUGUAUAUUCUACUGAUUACGAUCCAACAAUUAUUAGCAACCUAAAGUAUAACUUUGAGAUUAAUGGUAUUUCACUAAACUCAGAAUCGGAAGAAUCAACCCAAUCUUCUUCUACUAAAAGAUGCGCAAGGGUAAUGUGUCUUGACUGGGAAACUACUAAUAUAAAUAUUGCAAAGAAAAUAAUUAAGCCCCUAAUGAACCCUAUCAUUAUUUCAUCCGACGUGAUUUAUGACAAUGAAUUGACUUUUUUAUUUGUUAAAACUCUUCAGUUUUUGCUGUCAUCUUCUUACGAAAAAAAAUUUGGUUUUUAUCCCAAAAAAUUUGUUUCUAAAGACUCUAGUAAUAAAUCAGUUAAGUGGAAUGAGCUUCAAGAAGCUGAUUUUAACUCAAUUUCAGCAUAUGCUAUCUCUGUGAAUACAAUAAGAAAUGAACAGACUAUUCAAUACUUUGUUGAUCGUUGUAUUGAGAGUGGUUUAACAAUCUCGCGUGAUUACACUGCCAUUCCAUCGUUAUUUAAUAUUGAACUAGAUAUAUCAACAAUUAUCUUCAUUAUUAGUUAUUAA